AUACAGAGAGAGGAUAGAUAGAGAGAGAAAGAAGAGAGAGAGUGACUGUGUGUGUGUUUGUGUGUGAGAGAGAAAGAAGACGCAUCAGACGAUACCGGCACCAUCGGAGUCUCGCCGUCUACAAGAUCGAUCUCUCAUUGGACCCACAUGUGGCCCUAGAAUAACUAUCCUCUUUCAGCAGUCAAUUUGGCGCCUAUUCAGGACUGAAAUGAACGUUGAUUACGUUUUAUAUAGAGAGAAGAUGAAAGAGGAUACUUGAACACCGGGAUCGGACUGACAAAGGUGGAAUCCGCGUGAAUUUUGGAACGAUUUGCUUAGAUCACCUAUUUUUUUCAUUUUUGUGUUAGUUUAAGUGUUUUUUGUAUGCAAUCGGGUGGAGGAAGUGUUGGUGGUGGCGGAGCUGCCGGCCAUGGACGGAAUCCGGCGGCUGUUGGACCUUCGCGGUCGUCCGCAUCGCCAACCUCAUCUUCUUCUGCUGUAUCUACACCGCGCAUGGGAUUUGAUUCCAUUCAGCAGCAACAGCAACGGCAGGCAAUGCAACAACAGUUAUUGCGAAAACCUGAAGGUAAUGAAGCCAUUCUAGCAUUCCAAGCUGGUGGUGUUCAAGGACCCUUGGGAGGGAGCAAUUUCGCUUCACCUUCUGGAGCUGCUGCUCAAAUGUCUCAUAUAUCCAGGAAAUACAUUGAUUUGGCUCCACAAAACUGUGGUCCCUUUUCUCAGGAGGAGGGUCAAAGUAGGGGGUCCCAUCAAAUGUUGAAUCCGCUACAGCAAGCUUACUUUCACUAUGCUCUUCAGGCAUCCCAACAAAAAUCUGCCUUGGGGCCACAGUCCCAGCAGCAAGCAAAAAUGGGCGUGUUAGGGUCCGCACCUAUGAAGGACCAGGAUCCGAAGAUAGGAAAUUUAAAGAUGCAAGAGUUUAUGUCUAUUCAGGCUACAAACCAUGCACAAUCCACGUCAUCAAAGAAGCCCUUAGAUCAUUUUACUCAGUCUGAAAAGCAGUUAGACCAAGUCCAGCAUGCAGUCUCGGAGCAGAGGAACGAUAUGAAGCCUCCCAUGCAUUCUAUGUCUCAACUAGUUCAGGGAAAUGUUUCAAGGCCCUUGCAAACACAUCUGGCUCAACCAUCCAUUCAAAAGAUGGCAAACGAUCAGGCUGCUGUGGCGGCUCAAAUGCAAGCUUUGGCCUUUGAGCGUAACAUAGAUUUGUCAGUUCCUGCAAAUGUUAAUAUGAUGGCACAACUUAUGCCCCUAGUUCAGUCUAGAAUGCUUGCUCAGCAGAAGCAAAGUGAAAGCAAUGUGAGCUCACAGACUUUGCCUGCAGUUGUACCAAAACAACAGGUAAGUUCAUUAGGUAUGACACACAAUGUUGCAUCAGUUGACUGUCAUAGUGGCUCUACACAACAAUUUCAAGCAAUGAGUAGAGAGAAUCAGGCAUCUCCUGGCCAGAAGCUAAUGAGCUUGAAUCAUGCUGUAGAUCACCCUCCAUAUACAAAAAAUCUGGUUGCUGGUUCCGAAACAUUUCAAAUGCAACACUCCAGACAAUUGAACCAAUCUUCUCCUAGGUCUGGAGAAGGGGGCUUGCUUAAUCCCUUUUUACCCGAGGGAGCAGCACAGGUGCCUAAGCGUUUAGGAUUCACUAAACAACAACUGCAUGUUCUCAAGGCUCAAAUAUUAGCAUUCAGGCGUUUGAAGAAAGGAGAUGGGACACUUCCACAGGAACUUCUGCAAGCUAUUUCACCCCAACCUCUUGAAAUGCAACAUGAACCGAGCAUUCCCCCUGUUGUGGCAGCUAAUCAUGACAGAUCUGAUGGAAAAACUAUAGAAGAACGCACUACUCCUUUGGAAUCAAAUGAGAAUAAUUCCCAGGCCAUGGCAUCAUCAAGUGAACCUAAGAACUCAAAGGAGGAAGCUUUAACUGCGGAAGAAAAACCUACUGAUUUGACCAUGUUUGUUCAAGGUAAGGCAUCUGUGAUGAAGGACCAUAUACCAGUAGCUCCUGUUGGAAAGGAAGAUCAACAGACUACUGUAGCUUCCCUAAAGCCUGAACAAGAAGGUGGAAGGGGUAGCCAGAGAACUGCCAGUAGACCUGAUAUACCGUUAGACAAGGGAAAGGCAGCUCUACCACAACUUCCUGACAAUACUCCAGCCAAGAAACCUGUUCAAAGCAGCAAUAUGUCUCUGUCCAAAGAUGUCAGCUCUGCCAGAAAAUAUCAUGGGCCUCUAUUUGAUUUUCCCUUUUUUACUCGGAAACAUGAUUCCUUUGGGGCCGCGAUGACGAUGAACAAUGACAGUAACUUGACACUGGCAUAUGAUGUCAAGGACAUCCUUCUGGAGGAAGGGAGUGCUCUCCCCAACAAGAGAAGAGCAGAAAGCUUAAAGAAGAUUGGUGGGUUACUUGCUGUGAACUUAGAGAGGAAAAGGAUUAGGCCGGAUCUUGUUUUGCGGCUACAAAUAGAAGAGAAAAAACUCAAGUUGGUAGAUCUUCAGGCGCGCUUGAGGGAUGAGGUUGAUCAACAGCAGCAGGAGAUAAUGGCAAUGCCUGAUAGGCCAUAUAGGAAAUUUGUUAGACUUUGUGAACGCCAACGGAUGGAACUUAUUAGACAAGUACAAACCUCGCAAAAAGCUAUGAGAGAGAAGCAACUGAAGUCCAUAUUUCAAUGGCGUAAGAAGCUUCUCGAGUCUCAUUGGACAAUUCGUGAUGCAAGAACUGCACGAAAUAGAGGAGUUGCUAAAUAUCAUGAGAGGAUGUUGAGGGAAUUCUCAAAGAGAAAAGAUGACGGUCGAAACAAAAGGAUGGAAGCAUUGAAAAAUAAUGAUGUUGAAAGGUAUAGGGAAAUGUUGCUGGAGCAGCAGACCAACAUUUCAGGUGCUGCUGCGGAGAGAUAUGCUGUUCUGUCAUCAUUUUUGACACAGACAGAAGAAUACCUCCAUAAACUGGGAAGCAAGAUAACGGCUACAAAGAAUCAGCAGGAUGUUGAAGAGUCAGCCAAUGCAGCAGCAGUAGCUGCUCGAGCUCAGGGAUUGUCUGAAGAAGAGGUGAGAGCUGCCGCAGCUUGCGCAAGAGAGCAAGUGAUGAUCAGAAAUCGUUUUUCUGAAAUGAAUGCACCCAAAGAUGGUUCAGCUGUAAACAAGUAUUACAGCCUUGCUCAUGCCGUGAAUGAAAGGGUAGUAAGGCAACCAUCAUUGUUGCGUGCUGGAAUAUUACGAGACUAUCAACUUGUUGGCUUGCAAUGGAUGCUUUCUCUGUACAACAACAAGUUAAAUGGAAUUUUGGCAGAUGAGAUGGGUCUUGGAAAGACUGUACAGGUGAUGGCUUUGAUUGGAUAUCUGAUGGAAUUCAAAGGAAAUAAUGGGCCACAUCUUAUAAUUGUUCCUAAUGCUGUCUUGGUGAACUGGAAGAGUGAGUUGCACACUUGGUUACCAUCUGCUUCCUGCAUCUUCUAUGUUGGUGGGAAGGAUCAAAGAGCAAGACUAUUUUCUCAAGAGGUUGCUGCAAUGAAGUUCAAUGUCCUUGUGACUACUUAUGAGUUUAUCAUGUUUGACCGUGCGAAACUCUCCAAAGUUGAUUGGAGAUAUAUCAUUAUUGAUGAAGCACAACGUAUGAAAGAUAGGGAAUCAGUUCUUGCAAGAGAUCUUGAUAGAUAUCGUUGCCAAAGACGCCUACUUCUCACAGGGACGCCUUUACAGAAUGAUCUCAAAGAACUUUGGUCUCUUCUAAAUCUUCUCCUUCCUGAGGUAUUUGAUAAUCGGAAAGCAUUUCAUGAUUGGUUUUCUCAACCAUUUCAAAAGGAAGCCCCCACUCAUAAUGUGGAGGAUGACUGGCUUGAGACUGAGAAGAAAGUUAUCGUAAUUCAUCGACUUCAUCAAAUAUUGGAACCUUUCAUGCUUCGUCGUCGUGUUGAGGAUGUGGAAGGUUCCUUACCCCCCAAGAUUUCCAUUGUUCUGAAAUGUCGGAUGUCAGCUAUGCAGAGUUCUAUCUAUGAUUGGAUUAAAACCACAGGUACACUUCAUGUAGAUCCUGAUGAGGAGAAGCUCAGGGUUGAAAGAAAUCCUAAUUAUCAGGUUAAAAAAUUCAAAACCCUAAGUAACAGAUGCAUGGAACUCAGAAAAACUUGCAAUCAUCCGUUGCUCAACUACCCUUAUUUCAACGAUUUCUCCAAGGAUUUCCUUGUGAGAUCCUGUGGCAAGCUGUGGAUUCUUGACAGGAUCCUCGUAAAGCUUCAAAGAACAGGACACCGUGUUCUUCUCUUUAGUACAAUGACAAAACUUCUCGACAUUUUGGAGGAAUAUCUACAGUGGAAGCAACUUAUAUACAGAAGAAUCGAUGGGACAACUAGUUUAGAAAACCGCGAAUCAGCUAUUGUAGACUUUAACAGCCCCGAAACUGACAGUUUCAUCUUCUUGCUUAGUAUUCGUGCUGCUGGUCGAGGUCUCAAUCUUCAGUCUGCCGACACUGUAAUCAUAUAUGAUCCUGAUCCAAACCCCAAAAACGAGGAGCAGGCUGUUGCUAGGGCCCACCGCAUUGGACAGACGAGAGAAGUGAAAGUUAUUUAUAUGGAAGCUGUGGUUGAUAAAAUCUCCAGCCAUCAGAAAGAGGAUGAAUUCAGAAACGGAGGUACAGUUGAUUCGGACGAUGACCUAGCUGGUAAGGAUCGAUAUAUGGGUUCCAUUGAGAGCCUUAUAAGAAACAACAUCCAACAGUACAAGAUUGACAUGGCAGAUGAGGUCAUCAAUGCUGGGCGAUUCGACCAGAGGACGACUCAUGAAGAGAGACGUUUAACUUUGGAAACGUUGUUGCAUGAUGAUGAAAGAUAUCAAGAAAACGUGCACGAUGUUCCAUCUCUGCAGGAAGUAAAUCGAAUGAUUGCGAGAAGUGAAAGAGAAGUUGAGUUGUUUGACCAAAUGGACGAAGAACUGGAUUGGACAGGGGAGAUGAUAAGGUAUGAACAGGUACCUAAAUGGCUUCGAGCUAAUACCAAAGAAGUAAAUGCUUCGCUUGCUGCAUCAUCAAAGAAGCCAUCUAAGAGUAUGGGGAUGGAGUUAAAUCAAAAUCCUUCUGAUCUACCUGAGAAAAGAAGGGGGAGACCUAAGGGUAAAAAAUUCCCUAUAUACAAGGAGUUGGAUGAUGAGAAUGAAGAUUUUUAUGAAGUUAGCUCUGAGGAGCGAAAUGAAGAUUCUGUGCAGGAAGAAGAGGGAGAAGUUGGGGAGUUUGAAGAAGAAGAAUAUAAUGAUGCUGAUGAAAACCUUUGUAUUAAUAAAGACCAAUCAGAUGUAGAAGCUACUUGUUCAGGAUCAUCACCUGAAAGUGGGAGGCUAAUGCAGGCAGUAUCACCUACGAUAUCAUCUCAGAAGUUUGGGUCGCUUUCUGCUUUAGAUGCUCGACCAAGUUCUCUUUCGAAAAAGCUGUCUGAUGAUUUAGAAGAAGGUGAAAUUGGUGUAUCGGGUGAUUCUCAUAUCCAGCAGCAGUUGUCAGGAAGUUGGAUUCAAGAUCGCGAUGAAGGUGAAGAUGAACAGGUGUUGCAACCGAAAAUAAAAAGGAAACGAAGUAUACGUCUUCGUCCUAGUUCUAUGCCUAAGAGAGUAGAAGAAAAGUAUACAAAUGAAAAACUUUCCUUCAUUGGGGGAGAUUCUUCUCAAUCGCCAUUUCAAUUGGAGAACAAAUACAAGGCUAAGUUUAAGACUGGCUCAGAACUUAAAACAUAUACGGAGGCAAGUGCUACUAAGCAUGACCAAUGUGAUUUGUCUGUGAAAGGAAAGAGAAAUGUACCUUCAAGGAGAGUAUCAAAUGCAGCAAAAUCACAAACUUCAACCAAAAUUGGUAGAUCAACUGCAUUGUCUAAUACCUCAGAGGAUGUUGCUGAACACUCCAGGGAAAGUCCAGAAGGUAAAUUAACAAAAACUAGCGGGACAGGAGGGAGCAGUAGUAAGAUGCCUGAUAUCAUUCAAAGAAGGUGCAAGAAUGUCAUUAGCAAGUUGCAGAGGAGAAUAGAUAAGGAAGGCCCUCAAAUUGUUCCCCUGUUAACUGAUUUAUGGAACAGGAUUGAGAAUUCUGGCCAUGUAAGCUCGAUUGAUAAUUCCUUUUUGGAUUUGAGAAAGAUUGAUCAACGGAUUGAGAGGUUCGAGUAUAACAAUGUGAUGGAGCUCGUAGCUGAUGUCCAGUUCAUGUUAAAGAGUGGAAUGCAGUAUUUUGGGUUUUCACAUGAGGUGAAAUCAGAAGGGAAAAAGGUGCACCAACUGUUCUUUGAAAUCUUAAAGAUAGCAUUCCCAGACGACGACUUCCAAGAAGCAAGAAACACUUUUCUUUGCUCGGGGCCAUUUGUCGCCACCUCAGCACAAGGAUCAUCCUCUUCAAAGCAGACAGUUGGCAUCCAAAUCAAACAACAAAUACCAAUAACUGAUAACAACCCUGAAUCCGACCCCGACCUGCCUGCUCCAACACCCUUCCAGAAACCGUUGACUCGUCAUUCGAGGCUGAAUAGCAGCAGCAGCUCGUCGAAAAGAGAUCAGAAUCAACAGCAACAAGAUGAUCCUAGGUUAUUCGCUCAUCCAGGAGAGUUAGUUAUAUGCAAAAAGAAGAGGAAAUCUGCAGUUAAGGUUGGAAAUCCAGGCUCUUUAGGUCAAACUACUCCGAUUCCAAUUCAAAGAGAGACGAGAUCGAAUCAGCUGCAGCAGCAGGGAUGGCUUGGACAACAACAGGCGAGUGAUAGUGGCGGUGGAAGCGUCGGUUGGGCAAAUCCGGUGAAGAGAAUGAGGACUGAUUCAGGGAGGAGGAGGCCAAGUCACUUGUAGAAGAUGAUGUGGUAAUAAUAAUAAUAUUUAUCUUCAUAUAUACUUUUUUUUUACAUGUAGAUAUAUUGUUACCAAAUUUCCAUCUACAUUAUUGUUACCUAAUAUACUUGAUUUUACUGUAUGUCAAAUGUUAAAAACUUGCAUACUCUUCUUCUU
This is a messenger RNA of Impatiens glandulifera, 6942 nucleotides long. RefSeq names its product ATP-dependent helicase BRM-like. Gene Ontology annotation, biological process: positive regulation of transcription by RNA polymerase II. Gene Ontology annotation, molecular function: protein binding; ATP-dependent chromatin remodeler activity; ATP binding. The record is from RefSeq and is a predicted model, not a curated record. Gene Ontology annotation, cellular component: nucleus. The coding region runs from base 364 to 6786 and encodes 2140 amino acids. The transcript has 14 exons. Lineage: Eukaryota; Viridiplantae; Streptophyta; Magnoliopsida; Ericales; Balsaminaceae.